AUGCGUGAACAAAUGGUUUUGGAUGAAAAAACGAUCGGUGUCGAAUUAAGUGCCAGUAAAAAGCAAUUUAAAUGGCCCGUUCACGACACUGAUAAGAAAUCAAAAGAUCACGACGAAGACGAUGAUGAAAGCGAAGGUGAAACAUCCGCUCUACAAACAAUAUUUGUCGUUCACAGCGCUGUUCUCGGCGUUGAAGCAAAAGCUGAUCAACGAAAUUUGGUACAUUUAACAAUCAAAGAUGCCUCAGGCAACAAAACAAUUCUUGAUCAGCCAAUUCUCUCAUUAUCACUCAAUAGAAAUGAUUCAAUUACAGCAUUUAAUCUUCGAAUCUUAUUGACUGAGACAACUGAAGUAACUUUUAAAUUAGUUGAAGGUGAUGGUCCAGUACAUUUAAUUACAUCGAAAAUACUUGAACCUCCAUUUGAUUUUGGUGGUUAUUCAUCAGAUGAUGAUGAAGAUCAAUUUGAUGUUAUGAGUGGAACAAGUGAUGAAGAUAUUCAACAAAGUGCUGGUGACAGAAAAAAUCAAAUGAAUUCAACAGGAAAAGCAUCAAAAAAAGCCAAAAAGCAGCAACUAGGAUCGAAUAAUAGUAAUUCGAAUAAUAACAGUGCAUCUGAAUUUCAACAACAAAAGAAAAAACGAAAGAAAGAUGACUAA
Molecule: messenger RNA, 657 nt
Organism: Rotaria socialis
Lineage: Eukaryota; Metazoa; Rotifera; Eurotatoria; Philodinida; Philodinidae
Source: the annotation of a GenBank genome assembly